Molecule: messenger RNA, 1042 nt
Organism: Argentina anserina (silverweed cinquefoil)
Lineage: Eukaryota; Viridiplantae; Streptophyta; Magnoliopsida; Rosales; Rosaceae
Product: sugar transporter ERD6-like 7
Exons: 4
Coding region: 22-345 (107 amino acids)
Biological process (GO): transmembrane transport
Cellular component (GO): membrane
Molecular function (GO): transmembrane transporter activity
Source: RefSeq, a predicted model, not a curated record
GUAGAGGAGAGAGAUCCAGUCAUGGAAGCAGCAAAAAAAAAUCAAUGGAUGCUUUACCUAAGCACUUUUGUUGCAGUUUGCGGUUCUUAUGAAUUCGGAUGCUGUGUGGGUUAUUCAUCGCCUAUGCAGUCUGCUAUCACUGAAGAUCUCAAUUUAUCAACAUCAGAGUACUCAGUGUUUGCCUCCAUUCUCACAUUUGGUGCAAUGAUAGGUGCUAUCACAAUUGGACCCAUCAUAGAUUCUUUUGGUCGAAAAGGGGCUUUGAGAAUUUCCUGUGCUUUCUGUUUUGUGGGUUGGCUUGCAAUUUACUUCGCUGAGGUUAGUAUUCUGAAAAUAGAGAACUGAAGAAACAUAAAAGAGAAGAAAUCCAAUUAAGAAUCUUUAUAUUAAGAAAUCCAAUUAGCCAUAAGAAAAGAGAGAACUGAAGAAACAUAAAGAGAAGAAAUGCACAUAAUUUUUGUGGGUAAAGUGCAGAACAUUUUUGAGCUUCAUAAUAAAACUUCCAUCUAUGAAAUUUCCCUAUGAAAGUGGUAAGUCAGAAAGCCCCAAUUUGGAAUUGUAUUUAGUUAUUUACUUUGAUGAUUAAUGAAGUAGUCAAAUAUGUGAAGUCACAUGUGCUUAGUACUGUUUUGUGUAUGCCAUGAACAGAUGGCAUGGGCUAAGAUACACAUGCAUGUGAGAAAUAAGCAAUGAAACCUAUAUGUAGCCCAGUUGAUUCAAUACUAAGAUCCGUCCCUGGCCAGAUUGUUUUUCAUCAAUUUCAGUUUUCAGUGUAUUGCUUUUAUUUACCUGUAUUCAAUUUUGAUGUGUUAAAUAUAAUUUUACUCCAUAGCUUAUUGGAACACAAAGAACAAGCAGCACUCAAGUACUAAUUACAUUUUCGGUUUACCCUCUGAUCAUAUUACUCAAAUUAGUUGUCUAUAUUACCUUGGGGUUACACACAAUGACACAGUACUAGAAUUAGAUCAACAAUUUAACAGCAUCAGUUACAAACCAAUGGUUCCAUACCUUGAGGAGGUUAUCCAGAUUAUUCCUCUUUCCA